Eurypyga helias (sunbittern) is the source of this 732-nucleotide messenger RNA. RefSeq names its product COP9 signalosome complex subunit 1. The record is from RefSeq and is a predicted model, not a curated record. NCBI's taxonomy places the organism in Eukaryota, Metazoa, Chordata, Aves, Eurypygiformes, Eurypygidae. Gene Ontology annotation, cellular component: COP9 signalosome. The annotation marks the transcript as partial. The transcript has 7 exons.
UUGGCAUCGUUCGAUCACUGUGAUUUCCCCGAGCUGCUGUCCCCUAGCAAUGUGGCUGUGUACGGGGGUCUCUGUGCCCUUGCGACCUUCGACCGGCAGGAGCUGCAGCGGAACGUCAUCUCCAGCAGCUCCUUCAAAUUGUUCUUGGAGCUGGAGCCGCAGGUUCGUGACAUCAUCUUCAAGUUCUACGAGUCCAAGUACGCGUCGUGCCUGAAGAUGCUGGACGAGAUGAAGGACAACCUGCUGCUGGACAUGUACCUGGCACCUCACGUCAGGACACUCUACACUCAGAUUCGAAAUCGAGCCCUUAUCCAGUACUUCAGCCCCUAUGUGUCGGCGGACAUGCGCAAGAUGGCCACGGCCUUCAACACCACGGUGGCUGCUCUGGAGGACGAGCUCACGCAGCUCAUCCUGGAGGGCCUGAUCAACGCCCGGAUAGACUCGCACAGCAAGAUUCUUUACGCUCGCGACGUCGAUCAGCGCAGCACGACCUUUGAGAAGUCGUUACUGAUGGGCAAAGAGUUCCAGCGUCGCGCCAAAGCCAUGAUCCUGCGAGCUGCCGUCCUGCGCAACCAGAUACACGUCAAGUCUCCUCCGAGGGAAGGCAGCCAAGGGGAGCUGACGCCGGCGAACAGCCAGUCCAGGAUGAGCACCAACAUGUGAAACCUCGCACGCUGCCGAAAGAAACGGCCCCCCCAGGGAGCCAGCGUGGCACCCAGUAACUGCUGAGCU